Molecule: messenger RNA, 1645 nt
Organism: Morone saxatilis (striped sea-bass)
Lineage: Eukaryota; Metazoa; Chordata; Actinopteri; Moronidae
Product: tumor necrosis factor receptor superfamily member 4
Exons: 8
Coding region: 1-954 (317 amino acids)
Biological process (GO): regulation of cell population proliferation
Cellular component (GO): external side of plasma membrane
Molecular function (GO): signaling receptor activity; cytokine binding
Source: RefSeq, a predicted model, not a curated record
AUGGAUGGGUGGUUCGAUUCUUUAAUCUUAACCUGCGGCGUGUCAGUUUUACAUCCUGUGGAUUUGAGGACACAUUCAGCAGCAGUCGUCGGCUCAGAAGUGUUGAAUAUGCUGAAACUACUUCUAAUCACUUUGACUUUUUAUGAAUUCAUUGUUCAUGUGGAUGCCUUCACCUGCCCAAAAGGUCAAAGAGUCGCAAAAGAUGGCAAGAGCUGUGACAGCUGCCAAGAUACGACUUACCAGCCGGAAGAAAAUCGUUCCCAGCGGUGCAAAGCAUGCGGAAAUUGUGAUGCAGUCUCUGGGAGUGUUGUUAAAGAGAAGUGCACGAAAACGACAAACACAAAAUGUCAGUGCCGUGGAGAAUUUGUUCCCUACGACCCUGAUUCUUCCACUUGCAAAUGUGACAUUGGUUUUGGACUACAGGACAAAGUGUGUUCAAAAUGUGAAGAUGGAUAUUUCAGCACAAAUAUCAACUCGCCCUGUAUAAAAUGGAAAGAAUGUAAAUCGGGAGUGAAUAUUAACGGCACCAACAAGUCAGAUGUCGUCUGUAAUGAUGAGUCAAAGAGUAACACUUAUGUCACUACACCUCUCACGACAAGCAAAACAGUUUCUCUAAUGACACGCUUAACAUCCAAACGUCCACAUGAGGGGGCCAAGAUUCAGAAGAUGCGGACCACCACAACCACCACAACAUCUGCUCCAAGACACCCUGUCACUACAGAGGACAAAAUUCAGCCUUCAAACACAGGCAACUACAUUGGUUCAGGUAUGGCCCUCCUCAUAGUUGGAAUAGCUAUACUGCUGAUACUGACCUUGGUGACCUGCAAGCUGCACAUUAUUCCUUGCAUGGAGAAACAACCAGCAGUAAAAAAAAAUGAGUCGUGUCGGAGGCCAGUGGAAGAAAGCGGUGAUGACAGUCUGUCCUCUCUCAAACUGAAUCCAGGGGAGCCUUGAGGUGAAACUUUAAACUCUGUCAACUUGUGCUGUGAAUUUUAAGAUCAGAUAAUCAUCAUAUGUAUAAUUACGCACUGAUCAUGUUUUCCUUACAUUGUUCAUUUUACACGAGAAAAUACAUCAGACCAACUUUUUACUCUAUCUGUAGCAGAUGUAUUCAAGAUUAAUAUCUAGUUGUCAAUAUUUGACUGGGUGGUAAUAGAAUAUCGGGUGAAUCAUAAGAAAGUGUGUAUGUAUCAUAUCUCACAUUUCAUGUCAUUUAAAGUAGUUAAAUGUAGUUUGUAAUACUGUUUAUUUUUCUCUUUAGAAACAUAAUUUAAUCAGUAAUUCACUUUCUAUGUAACCUUAAUAUUUAUUACAAACUUCGAUAUACAUAGUUUUGUAACAACCUCAGGGGUCAUGCCACUAAAUGUCUUUGUAGUAUUUUCAAACAUUCUUUGCUUUUUGUUAACAUUGAGAUCUUCUAUAAUGUGAAAUGGUUUAAUGGGGCAAGGACACAUUUCUGAGAAAUAUACAGCAUGGAAUAUAUAUUAUAGUGAAGGUAGUAACAAUAAAUACCAUUGAGUCAAAUUAUUAUGAACUGUUGGAGAGCCAUAGAAAAAAGUGUUUUUCUCUAUUUUUAUGUCUGUUUUGUUUAUUCAACUCUGUUCCGCUAGUAGCAGGUCUGUCUGGCUAAGAACAGUAAAAAAAA